AUGGGAUUUGAUAAUCCAAGAUCUGAGAGGUUUGAAGAUGAUUCUGAUGUUUCCAAAACUCCGGCAACAAAUGGUGUUAAAGUGAAAUACCACAUUGAUGGAACACAAAUACCAGAACCAAGUUCGAGAAAGUCUCAGAAAAAGGUUACGAGAAACAAGUUUUUGAAAACAAGAGUGUUAUCAAGAGUAUUCUCAGAGGAUUAUGAAAGAGUAAAAAAGAGAGUACUAGUAUUAGAUCCUAGGGGACAAAUCAUUCAUCGUUGGAACAAGAUAUUUCUGGUAGCGUGUUUAGUUUCUUUGUUUGUGGAUCCUCUUUUCUUUUAUUUGCCAGUAGUUAGAGAAGAAGUUUGCAUUGACAUUGGAAAAAAUCUCGAAGUUGUCCUCACGAUUGUUAGAUCAGUUGGGGAUUUGUUUUAUAUGAUUCAGAUUUUCAUGAAGUUUCGUACCGCGUAUGUUGCUCCUUCGUCCAAGGUUUUUGGUCGAGGAGAACUUGUUCUUACGUAUUCGAAGAUCGCUGUUAGGUACUUCAGCAAGGGGUUUUGGUUAGACUUUAUUGCUGCAUUGCCUCUUCCUCAGGUGUUGAUAUGGAUUAUUAUCCCAACGCUUAGGGGUUCGACAAUGGCGAACACGAAAAAUGUGCUUCGUUUUUUCAUCAUUUUCCAAUAUAUUCCAAGGCUAUAUUUGAUUUUUCCACUUUCGUCGCAAAUUGUAAAAGCUACCGGGGUUGUGACAGAAACAGCAUGGGCAGGUGCUGCUUACAACCUCAUGCUUUACAUGUUGGCCAGCCAUAUUUUAGGAGCUUGCUGGUACCUUUUAUCGAUUGAACGUCAAGAAGCGUGUUGGAGAAGCGUGUGCAAUAUGGAGAAACCGAAUUGUCAAUACAGAUUCUUUGAUUGCCAUAGAGUUAAAGAUGCUUUGAGGGUCAAAUGGUUUGUGUCUAGUAAUGUCACAAAUUUAUGUUCACCAAGUGCUGGCUUUUAUCAGUUUGGUAUAUAUGCUGAUGCCAUGACUUCCCAAGUUACAUCCUCACCAUUCUUCAAUAAGUACUUUUUUUGUCUCUGGUGGGGCUUAAGGAAUCUCAGUUCUUUAGGACAAGGCCUUCUUACUAGCACUUUUAUUGGAGAAAUCAUGGUUGCCAUUGUUGUUGCAACUCUUGGAUUGGUUCUUUUUGCGCUGCUGAUUGGUAAUAUGCAGACAUACCUUCAAUCGAUAACUGUUCGCCUAGAAGAGUGGAGGGUGAAAAGAACUGAUACAGAACAAUGGAUGCAUCACAGGCAACUACCUUCAGAACUACGAGAGUCUAUUCGGAAAUAUAAUCAAUAUAAAUGGGUGGCUACACGAGGAGUAGAAGAAGAAGAUCUUCUCAAAGGACUUCCACUCGAUCUUAGGAGAGACAUCAAACGCCACCUUUGUCUUGAACUAGUUCGAGGAGUUCCGUUGUUUGAUCAAAUGGACGAGAGGAUGCUAGACGCGAUAUGCGAAAGACUAAAGCCUGCAUUAUGCACUCAAGGAACAUACCUUGUUCGCGAAGGCGAUCCAGUGAACGAAAUGCUCUUCAUAAUUCGAGGCCAUCUUGAUUCCUACACCACAAACGGAGGCCGUGACGGAUUCUUCAACUCAUGUCGUAUUGGUCCAGGUGAUUUCUGCGGCGAAGAACUAUUAACAUGGGCCUUAGAUCCAAGACCAAGUGUGAUACUCCCCUCAUCGACAAGAACAGUAAAAGCUGUCUCAGAAGUGGAAGCCUUCGCGCUCAUAGCUGAAGAUCUUAAGUUUGUUGCAUCUCAAUUCCGAAGAUUACAUAGUAAACAGCUUAGGCAUAAAUUCAGAUUCUAUUCACACCAAUGGAGAACUUGGGCUGCUUGUUUUAUACAAGCUGCAUGGAGAAGGCACAAGAAAAGGAAAGAAGCUGCUGAAUUGAGGGCUAAGGAGAAUCUUAUGGCAGCAUCAGAGAGUGAAAGAGCAAAAAGAUAUGGGAAAGGUUUUGUUGUUUAUGAAACAAGGGUGGCAAGGAGUACUAGGAAAGGUGUGCAUCUGCAGAAGCCAACAGAACCUGAUUUUUAUGAUGAAUAA
This is a messenger RNA of Lathyrus sativus (Indian pea), 2070 nucleotides long. The record is from the annotation of a GenBank genome assembly. NCBI's taxonomy places the organism in Eukaryota, Viridiplantae, Streptophyta, Magnoliopsida, Fabales, Fabaceae.